GGCCCGGUGACCAUACACUGAAAGUGAUAUAUUUGUCUACAACAAAAUGUCUCCGUCACUGUGAGCUGCGCACCUGACAAGCUGUUCUUAAGAUUGGUCACUGUAUUACACUGCAAGAAACAUUUUUUUGUGGUGGGGGCCAGAGUUACUGCGAACAGCCAGAGUGUCUCUCAUUCUCCGGGAAAAUGGCCGCUGCCGCCAGUAACUGUGGCAGACAGGAGCUGGGAGAGAGUGACAGCGGGGCGCGGUGUCAGUAACAGUAUGGAGAAGAUAAGAAGCCGGGCAAUGGCCUCCUUUAGGAGACCGAGCUCAUCACCGGGCUCCGUGCAGCUGCGGAAGAGAAAGUCCAAACUGUACAGCAAGGAGAGCGGCGGGGAAGCGGGAGGAGGUCUCUUUGGAGAAAACAUUUACCUUGUUUUGCUGACAAUUUGUUUUCGUGUUGUUAACUGCAUCUUGGUACAAACCAGCUUUGUUCCAGAUGAAUACUGGCAGUCACUUGAAGUUGCACAUAAUAUGACUUUUAAUUAUGGCUAUUUAACGUGGGAGUGGAAUGAAGGAUUGAGGGGCUUCGCAUACCCACUGCUUUUUGCUAGUGUUUAUAAAGUAUUAUAUUGGAUUGGCCAGGAUGAUGUUUUCUUCUUGAUCUGGAUUCCUAGACUGAUCCAGGCUGUGUUCUCUAGCCUAGCCGACGUAAAAUUAUACAGCCUUCUGAGGCGCAUGGAAAAUGGAGAUGUGGCAAAGUGGGUAUACUUCUGUCAGCUGUGCUCCUGGUUUACAUGGUACUGCUCCACAAGAACUCUUACAAACACAAUGGAAACCAUACUUGGUACUCUGGCCUUGUACUAUUACCCCCUGGAAGGUUCACACACAAAGAACAGUGUCAGGUAUAUCUUGUUUGUUGCACUGGCAUUCCUUGUCCGACCAACUGCGAUUAUACUUUGGAUUCCUCUGCUUUUCUAUCAUUUUUUCAAAGAGCAGAAGAAGUUUGAUUUGAUCGUACAACAAUGUAUCCCUGUUGGACUGUUUACCUUUGGGACCUCAUUAAUAAUUGACCGGGUGUUUUUUGGUAAGUGGACUUUUGUUCAGUGGAACUUUUUGAAGUUUAAUGUGCUGAAAAAUAUUGGCUCAUUCUAUGGCUCUCACCCUUGGCACUGGUACAUCACUCAGGGAUUUCCUGUCAUCAUUGGCACUCAACUGCCAUUCUUUUUACACGGCUGUAUAGUAGCGCCAAGAAGAUACAGAGUUCUACUAGCAGCUGUGAUUUGGACUGUGCUAAUAUAUAGCACUCUGAGCCAUAAAGAGUUUCGCUUUAUCUACCCGGUGCUGCCACUCUGCAUGGUGUUCUGUGGAUUUUCGUUCUCACAUAUAAAACGUUGGAAGAAACCAGCUGUUGGCUUUUUGGUUUUAUCAAAUCUAGUUCCUGCCCUCUAUACUGGGUUAGUCCAUCAAAGAGGAGCACUUGACUUAAUGUCCAGAAUUCAACAUUUAUGCAAAGUGGAGAAUCCCUCCCUAUUAGUUCUGAUGCCUUGUCACUCCAUCCCCCACUACAGCCACGUUCAUUGCCAUAUAAAGAUGGAUUUCCUUGAGUGCCCUCCAGAUCUUGACGACCAUGACACAUAUGUAGACGAAGCCGAGCUGUUUUAUGUGAGCCCUUCAGCCUGGCUCAAUGCAGAAUUUUACAAUACAUCUUGGCUGCCUACACACUUGGUAAUGUUUGACGUUCUAGAAAAGGAAAUCAGUUCAUUUCUAGCAAUAAACAGUUAUGUGAGGACAGCAUCCAUAUUCCAUUCUCAUCUGCCAGCGGGUCGAACUGGAAGCCAGAUAUACAUGUAUGAACGGAAACCAAAGUGAAGGUCUUCGUCUUUUGCACUACUAGAUAUAACCAUUUAAUGACUUUAUGGGCCUGUGAAUAUCCACCCGGAGAAGAUGUGAAGAGAAGACUCAGUGGCUACAGUGCAAGUGCCAAAGUUAUGACAAUAAAACGGACAGCCAUUCCUCCAAAGUUAUGUAAAU
This is a messenger RNA of Pseudophryne corroboree (corroboree frog), 2013 nucleotides long. RefSeq names its product phosphatidylinositol glycan anchor biosynthesis class B (gene PIGB). Gene Ontology annotation, molecular function: alpha-1,2-mannosyltransferase activity. NCBI's taxonomy places the organism in Eukaryota, Metazoa, Chordata, Amphibia, Anura, Myobatrachidae. Gene Ontology annotation, cellular component: endoplasmic reticulum membrane. The transcript has 12 exons. Bases 262 to 1851 code for a protein of 529 amino acids. Gene Ontology annotation, biological process: GPI anchor biosynthetic process. The record is from RefSeq and is a predicted model, not a curated record.